AUGUCUUUCUUUUUGAAUUGCCAGGGUCUUGCUGCUAUUAGUCAAGAUAUUAAAACGUUAGCAGUUAAAGCAAAAGAAGGAAAACUCCAACCACAUGAAUAUCAGGGUGGUACGUUCACGAUUUCCAAUUUAGGAAUGUUUGGUGUGAAGAACUUUUGUGCUAUCAUCAAUCCACCUCAGGCAUGUAUUUUAGCUGUUGGUGGGGCUGAACAGAAAUUAAUUGUUGAUGAAAUGUUUGUGUCUGUCUAUGUCUCUCUCUCUCUGUCUCUUCUCUCUCUCUCUCUGUCUCUCUCUCUGUGUCUCUCUCUCUCUUGUGUGUCAGUCUCUCUCUCUUCAGUCUCUCUCUCUGUGUCUCUGUCUCUCUCUCUCUGUGUGUCUGUGUCUCCGUCUCUCUCUGUCUCUCUCUCUGUCUCUCUCUCUCUGUCUGUCUCUCUGUCUCUCUGUGUCUCUCUGUGUCUCUGUCUCUCUCUCUCUCUCUGUCUCUCUCUCUCUGUCCGUCUGUCUCUUUUCUGUCUUUCUCUGUGUCUCCGUCUCUCUCUUUCUGUCUCUCUCUCUCUGUCUCCGUCUGUCUCUUUCUGUCUCUCUCUGUGUCUCCGUCUCUCUCUCUCUCUUUCUCUCUCUCUCUCUGUGUCUCUGUGUCUCUCUCUCUCCUGUCUGUCUCUCUCUGUCUCUCCGUCUCUCUUCUCUCUCUCUCUCUGUCUCUCUCUCUCUCUUCUCUGUCUUUCUCUCUCUCUCUCUCUCUCUCUCUCUCUGUCUCUCUCUCUCUCUCUGUCUCUCUCUCUCUGUCUUUCUCUCUGUGUCUCUCUCUCUCUCUUUCUGUCUUUCUCUCUGUGUCUCUCUCUCUCUGUCUCUCUCUGUCUUUCUCUCUCUCUCUCUGUCUCUCUCUCUUUCUGUCUCUCUCUCUGUGUCUCUCUCUCUCUCUCUCUCUCUCUUUCUCUGUCUCUCUGUCUCUCUCUCUCUUUCUGUCUCUCUCCUCUGUCUCCGUCUCUCUCUUUCUGUCUUUCUCUGUGUGUCUUCUCUCUCUCUUUUCUGUCUUCUCUCUCUCUGUCUCCGUCUCUCUCUCUCUCUGUCUCUCUCUGUCUCUCUCUCUUUCUCUUUCUGUCUCUCUCUGUGUCUCCGUCUCUCUCUUUCUGUCUUUCUCUGUGUCUCCGUCUCUCUCUCUUUCUGUCUCUCUGUCUCCUCUGUCUCUCUCUCUCUUCCUCUCUGUCUCUCUCUCCGUCUCUUCGUCUCUCUCUCUUUCUGUCUCUCUCUUUCUGUCUGUCUCUGUGUCUCCGUCUCUCCUCUCUCUCUCUCCUUGUCUCGUCUCUCUCUUUCGUCUGUUCUCGUCUCUGUCUCCGUCUCUCUCUUUCUGUCUUUCUCUCUGUCUCCGUCUCUCUCUCUGUCUCUCUCCUUGUCUCCGUCUCUCUCUCUUUCUGUCUUUCUCUCCGUGUCUUCGUCUCUCUCUUUCUGUCUCUUUCUCUCUCUGUUUUCCGUCUCUCUCUUUCUGUCUUUCUCUGUGUCUCUCGUCUUUUCUCUUUCUGUCUCUCUCUCUGUCUCGUCUCUCUCUUCCUGUCUUUUUUCUCCGUGUCUCCGUCUCUCUUUUUUCUGUCUCUCUCUGUGUCUCCGUCUCUCUCUUCCUGUCUUUCUCUCCGUGUCUUCGUCUCUCUCUUUCUGUCUCUCUCUGUGUCGCCGUCUCUCUCUUUCUGUCUUUCUCUCUGUCGCCGUCUAUCUCUUCCUGUCUUUCUCUCCGUGUCUUCGUCUCUCUCUUUCUGUCUCUCUCUGUGUCUCCGUCUCUCUCUUCCUGUCUUUCUCCGUGUCUUCGUCUCUCUCUUUCUGUCUUUCUCUCCGUGUCUCCGUCUCUCUCUUUCUGUCUUUCUCUCUGUGUCUUCGUCUCUCUCUUCCUGUCUUUCUCUCUGUGUCUCCGUCUUUCUAUUUCUGUCUCUCUCUCUGUCUCCGUCUCUCUCUUUCUGUCUUUCUCUGUGUCUCCGUCUCUCUCUUUCUGUCUCUCUCCUUGUCUCCGUCUCUCUCUUUCUGUCUUUCUCUCCGUGUCUUCGUCUCUCUCUUUCUGUCUUUCUCUCUGUGUCUUCGUCUCUCUCUUCCUGUCUUUCUCUCUGUGUCUCCGUCUUUCUAUUUCUGUCUCUCUCUCUGUCUCCGUCUCUCUCUUUCUGUCUUUCUCUGUGUCUCCGUCUCUCUCUUUCUGUCUUUCUCUGUGUCUCCGUCUCUCUCUUUCUGUCUUUCUCUCCGUGUCUUCGUCUCUCUCUUUCUGUCUCUCUCUGUGUCUCCGUCUCUCUCUUCCUGUCUUUCUCUCCGUGUCUUCGUCUAUCUCUUUCUGAAAGAUCUGUAAUGUCUGUGUCGGCUCUAACUUCAGUUCCUUUCACCAACGUGACGUCUCUUUCCAUCUGUUUUUCUGUGGCAUCUAUUCCUGUUUUUCCUCUCCAUCCAACUAUUCUCUUCCUUUCUAUUUCUCCGUGUCUUCGUGGUAUCUCUUCCGAUGUCUUUCUCUCCGUGUCUUCGUCUCUCUCUUUCUGUCUUUCUCUCUGUGUCAAUCGUCUCUCUCUUCCUGUCUUUCGUUCUGUGUCUUCAUCUUUUCUUUUCUGUCUCUCUCUGUGUCUCCGUCUCUCUCCGUAUAUUUCACUGUACCAGACGUUAAUCGCAUGGGAGCGCUAUCUUUCCUUUCUUUCUUUCUUUCUUUCUUUCUUUUCUUUCUUUCUUUCUUUCUUUUCUUUCGUUCUUUCUUUCUUUCUUUCUUUCUUUCUUUCUUUCUUUCUUUUCUUUCGUUCUUUCUUUCUUUCUUUCUUUUCUUUCGUUCUUUCUUUCUCACUAACACCAAACAGCCUUUAG
Molecule: messenger RNA, 2820 nt
Organism: Acanthosepion pharaonis
Lineage: Eukaryota; Metazoa; Mollusca; Cephalopoda; Sepiida; Sepiidae
Source: the annotation of a GenBank genome assembly